Molecule: messenger RNA, 1192 nt
Organism: Dendrobium catenatum
Lineage: Eukaryota; Viridiplantae; Streptophyta; Magnoliopsida; Asparagales; Orchidaceae
Product: probable methyltransferase PMT19
Exons: 4
Coding region: 91-990 (299 amino acids)
Cellular component (GO): trans-Golgi network; endosome; cytoplasm
Molecular function (GO): methyltransferase activity
Source: RefSeq, a predicted model, not a curated record
UCAGAGGGUUUGUAUUUGUUGGAGAUUGAUCGUAUUCUUAGACCUGGUGGUUACUGGGUUUUAUCUGGUCCCCCCAUCAACUGGAAAAAAAUGUACAAGGGUUGGGAAAGAACACCUGAGGACUUGGAAGCAGAACAGAAUGACAUAGAAGAUUUCACCAAAAGACUUUGUUGGAAGAAGAUUGCAGAGAAGGGUCCAAUUGCCGUGUGGAGAAAACCAACAAAUCAUCUCCACUGUGCAAUUAAAUUGAAAAGUUCAAGAUCUCUACGUUUUUGUGAGGGAAGAGAUCCAGAUAACUCUUGGUAUGAUGAGAUGCAGACCUGCUUAACUCCCCUUCCAAAUGUGGAACAAAUUAGGGAUACAGCUGGUGGCAUCCUUUCCAAGUGGCCAAAAAGAUUAAAUGUUGUGCCCUUGAGGAUCAAAAGUUGGAGUGUAAAGGGAGUCACUGCUGAAAAUUUCAAUCGUGAUAAUCGUAUUUGGAAUCAGAGACUCUCACACUAUGGUAUUUACAUCAAUUUUGGUUUGGCUGGUAAAUACAGAAACAUUAUGGACAUGAAUGCUGGUUUAGGAGGUUUUGCUGCAGCUUUGGCAAAAUAUCCAGUUUGGGUUAUGAAUGUAGUUCCGGUGAAUGCAUCGAUCAACACUCUUGGCAUAAUUUAUGAGCGUGGUCUUAUCGGAACUUACAUGAAUUGGUGUGAAGCAUUCUCUACUUACCCUCGCACGUAUGAUGUAAUACAUGCCGAUGGAAUUUUCAGCACGUACUUGAACAAGUGUGAAUCCAUUGACAUCUUACUUGAGAUGGACCGCAUUCUCCGCCCCGAAGGGGCUGUAAUCAUCAGAGACCACGUAGACAUUAUCGUGAAGGCAAAGAAUGAAGCUGAACGACUAGGCUGGCAAUGCCGCAUGGUUCACAGCGAAAAGGGACCCUUUCACCAGGAGAAACUUCUCAUUGUUGACAACUCCAUGAAGAGCCAUAUCACACUCAACUAGCAUUCUCCUAUAUUUGUUUUUUAUUUGUCCUAUUUGGGCUACAGGUAUGUUCAGGAUUCUUCAUUGUGUUAGAAUAAGAUUAUGGGUAAUCAUUAAUGAAUACUAAGGCUAUAUUUGGGACGGCUUUUUUACUGCUUCUUAAAGCAGCUUUCGAGAAUAAAAAAUUUAAUUUUUGUACUAGAAAGCUGUUUUAAGAAGCAGU